UUCAAUUUCUAAAUUUCGUACCAGAUUUCUUCGUUGCCUUUAAAUGAUGAAACUGACAUGGUGAAAGAAGAAGAAGAAGAAGAAGAAAAAGAAUGGCAGGCUCAGACAAGAUGAAAUGGAGAAGUUGAAUCUGCAAUCGGAUCGAUGAGGGCGCCGCGCCCCUCAAAAGAAACGGAAGCUGGGCACUUGGGUUUUGACAAGCAGUCAACUCAGCACAUUAUAUAAAGCGUUGCAGGAAAUGGACGAUAGCCAAGGGAAGGAGACGAGGCCUGCCUCAAUGGAAGAUCAAGAAAUUUCUUCUUCUUCUAUAGCUACUACUGUUGCAGUUCCUACCAUCCCUACUGAUAUCACAAUUACCAUCCUCUCAAAACUCCCUGUAAAGUCCCUCUUAAGGUUCAGGUGCGUUUCCAGAGAUUGGCGCGCCAUGAUCGACUCGAAACGCCUCAUAGAACUGCAACUCGAUGAAGUCAAGCGGAAGAAGAACCUGUCGUUCGUCGUCGAAACGACCAAAGAGCUCCAUUUCUUCGAUGCCAACGAUAUGCUCUUCCACCUUCGGAAGGACGAGCUGUGGCUAGGCGUUCCGGCACCCCCACAGGGAAGCGUCCAAUCCGAGACCCGUCUCUCCGUCCUAUCAUGGUGCGACGGCCUCUGCUGCUUGGCCGCCAACGUCUCUCUCAUUACCGGAGGAAGGUGCCCCAUCAUCUACCAAAUCGCCAACCCCUGCACACGGUCGAGCGUGAAGCUCCCGGAGUCUCACCUGAGCAAACCGACAAUAUGCCAGAUUGUUCGGGAUUCCGUCUCCGGCGCCUAUAAAUUGCUGGUCAUUGAGAAGCAUCCCGAUUUCAGUUGUGAGAUCUUAACCAUCGGCACGAACGUCUCGUGGCGGAAGCUCGCCGGGGCCUACGGGUCCGACCAGCCAUUGCUGCAGAUGGCGGCCGUCUGUGGGGCUACGCACUGGAUCUAUCGUCCCAAUUUUUACAGCACAACCCUCCAUGCCGCUGAAGAUUCGUCGGCGCUGAUCGUCGCAUUCGACAUUGGGGACGAGACGUUUCGGACUAUACCGUAUCCCCUACGCGUGCUUCCGGACGAGAACCUCGAUUUCGUGGCGGAGUUUCGAGGGUCGCUGUGCUUGCUCCACUUCGAUGUCGCCGACCAGAAGAUGGAGUUCUGGGUGCUGAAGGACUACGCGAGUUCGGUUUGGAGCAGACACCACAGUGUGAGGUUCGAGCUCCUUCGCAGAACGGUGGAUUGCUGCUCCAUGCGUGCAGCUUAUAUGGGGACGACGGGUGAUGAGAAGAUCGUUUUCAUGGUCAGAUUGAUGGAGCGGCCGGAUGAAGACGAUCACGAAGUGUACAUUUUCGCCUUUUACCUCUGGGAAGAACUCACCAUCUCCUACUGUCCAGAUCGCAGGACGUUCCGACUGGAGAAACGGAGAGUUGCAGAGGAUUUGAAAUCCGAGCUCAGCUUAGGCAUUGAAACCCUGGCAUGUGUUGGGCAUGACGCCACCGAGGUCAAGACUCCGCAUGAUUUCCUGUAAAUAUAAAUGGGAGACACCGUAGUCUUUUUCGCUCGAUGGCACAAUAAAUUUGUUUUCCA
Nymphaea colorata (pocket water lily) is the source of this 1596-nucleotide messenger RNA. RefSeq names its product putative F-box protein At1g32420. The record is from RefSeq and is a predicted model, not a curated record. Gene Ontology annotation, molecular function: protein binding. Bases 239 to 1537 code for a protein of 432 amino acids. The transcript has a single exon. Lineage: Eukaryota; Viridiplantae; Streptophyta; Magnoliopsida; Nymphaeales; Nymphaeaceae.